This is a messenger RNA of Bradysia coprophila, 1165 nucleotides long. It is a transcript of the gene Snap29, whose product is annotated as Synaptosomal-associated protein 29kDa. Gene Ontology annotation, biological process: synaptic vesicle priming; exocytosis; synaptic vesicle fusion to presynaptic active zone membrane. Gene Ontology annotation, cellular component: plasma membrane; SNARE complex. The record is from RefSeq and is a predicted model, not a curated record. Lineage: Eukaryota; Metazoa; Arthropoda; Insecta; Diptera; Sciaridae. Gene Ontology annotation, molecular function: SNAP receptor activity; syntaxin binding.
ACAUUUUCUAUUCAGCUGAUAAGUGAAAAGAGUUUUUUGUUACAAAAACAAUAAGAUUUUGAUAGUAAUAGUGAUAGCAGUGAGUAAUCUCUAUACACUCAUCUUAGCAUAAAUUUGCAAUCGUCGUGUAGUUAAGUUAAUUAAACCACCAAUCAAAACGAAACGAACUCAACGUAAAAAACGUAUUAAUCAUGUCAAGUCAUCAGUACAUUUCCAAUCCGUCCGAUCUAUUCGAAGAUGACAUUGACGACGAAACAUUCCUCAAAAACAGCAGACAAAACAAUCAUCCAUCGGAUCCGUAUGCCAAUCAGGCGCAAUUGUUCGAGCAACGUAAAAAGGAGAUCGAAGAACGCACACUGGCAUCGUCACAUCGCAGUCUGGGAUUGUUGCACGAAACUGAGCAGGUGGGCGUAGCUACUGCCGAAGAAUUAGCGAAACAAAGGGAGCAAUUAGAAAAUACCAGCAAGCAAUUGGAUGACAUCAAUUCGACGUUACGUUUCAGCCAAAAGCAUCUGAAUGGAUUGAAAAGUGUGUUCGGUGGCUUGAAAAACUAUUUGUCUGGCCAAAAGAAUAUGGAACCAGCACCGAGCAGCGGCAGAACAAAUAGUUUGGCGAAAAUAAACGAAAUUCCAACGGCCAAGGAGAAACCAUCGUAUGACUCACAUCCAGUUGCACGUUUACGCGGUCACGAUAGUGAUGGAUAUGGAUAUGGACAGCAGACGACCAGUAAAUCGUCUAGCUUCCAGGAUCAACUGGACAGAAAUCUGGACGAUAUGGGGUCGAGUCUGUCGCGGUUGAAAGGGUUGGCCAUUGAUUUGCAUGGGGAAAUUGAGGAGCAGAAUGAUCUUAUCGACAACAUUUCGUAUAAGGUGGAGGAUGUUGAUCUGAAAAUCGGUCGCCAGAACAGGGACAUGAACAAGUUGUUGGGGAAGAAGUGAAUUCGUCGACAAAUUAGAGCUAAAUUAUUGAUAUCGAAUAUUAUAUUGAAUGAACUUUAACUGGAAAAAAGAAUUUAGUUUACAUUUAACAGAUACACAUUCCUAGAAGGAGAUGCAUUCGGAGGGAAUGCUUCCGUAUGUGGAGUAAAGAUCUUCCGAAAAAAAUUUCGAGCUUUGAUGUUCGUUACUAAGAGAAUCGUUGCGGUAAAUAUACUCGAAAAUGUCAA